Molecule: messenger RNA, 1341 nt
Organism: Colius striatus (speckled mousebird)
Lineage: Eukaryota; Metazoa; Chordata; Aves; Coliiformes; Coliidae
Gene: GABRP
Product: gamma-aminobutyric acid type A receptor subunit pi
Exons: 9
Coding region: 1-1341 (446 amino acids)
Biological process (GO): regulation of membrane potential; monoatomic ion transmembrane transport; chemical synaptic transmission
Cellular component (GO): membrane; GABA-A receptor complex; neuron projection
Molecular function (GO): extracellular ligand-gated monoatomic ion channel activity; neurotransmitter receptor activity; GABA-A receptor activity
Source: RefSeq, a predicted model, not a curated record
AUGUUCUGCAGAUAUUUUUGCUUCUUCAGUCUGUGUGUCCUCCUUCCAACCCAAAGGAGCUGCUCCCUGGGUCACCCAGCCGGACCCCACAGCAGCACCAGCAGCACGUCCCUCCCUGGCUUUGAGAACCUCACCGUGGGAUACAACAAAUACCUCAGGCCUUACUUUGGUGGAGAACUUGUUCAAAUUGCAAUGAGUCUGGAUGUUGCAAGUAUUUCUAGUAUAUCUGAGAGCGACAUGGAUUACACAGCCACUAUAUACCUGCGGCAGCGCUGGACAGACCCCCGGCUGGUCUUCCACGGCAACAAGAGCUUCACGCUGGAUGCUCGUCUGGUGGAGCUGCUCUGGGUGCCAGACACAUACAUUGUGGAGUCAAAAAGGUCCUUCCUGCACGAGGUCACCGUGGGGAACCGCCUCAUCAGGUUGUUCUCUAAUGGCACUAUCUUGUAUGCCUUAAGAAUCACUACUACUGUUGCUUGUAACAUGGACCUGUCAAAAUAUCCCAUGGACACACAGACAUGCAGACUGCAGCUAGAAAGCUGGGGAUAUGAUGAAAAUGAUGUCACCUUCAUGUGGCUGAGAGGAAACGACUCUGUCCAUGGCAUAGAAAAGCUGCGGCUGUCUCAGUACACGGUGGAACAUUACUACACCCUGGUCUCGAAGUCACAGCAGGAAACAGGCAGUUACCCACGACUGAUACUGCAGUUUGAGCUGAAAAGAAAUGUCCUUUACUUCAUUUUGGAGACCUAUGUGCCCUCCACUCUGCUUGUCAUGUUGUCCUGGGUUUCUUUUUGGAUCACGUUGGACUCAGUGCCUGCGAGAACCUGCAUUGGAGUAACGACGGUGCUUUCCAUGACCACUCUGAUGAUUGGCUCACGAAGUUCACUCUCCAAAACCAACUGUUUCAUCAAGGCCAUUGAUGUUUACCUUGGCAUCUGCUUCAGCUUCAUCUUUGGUGCCCUUGUGGAAUAUGCAGUGGCUCACUACAGCUCAUCACAAAAGUGUGCAGCUAAAGCAUCUCAAGAGGGGCCUGCAAAGGAACUCACUAAAGAAACAGAAGAAGUCAACAUCAACAACAUCCUCAACAGCUCCAUCACCAGCUAUAAAGGGAAGAUCAGCUUUACAAGCAUUGAGAUUUCCAGUGAUAACCUCAACUGCAGUGACUUGACCAUGAAAACUCAUGAGAAAAUCAAAUGUGUCUUGAGGAACAAAAUGCACAGGAUUAUGGGUUAUUUCACAAUCCAGAACCCUGGCAAUGUAGAUCACUACUCCAAAUUGCUUUUCCCUUUGUUUUUCAUGCUGGUCAAUGUCUUCUAUUGGGCUUAUUACCUGUAUCUUUAG